CCGCGUUUUAUCUACGCGAGGAAUCCUGGAUGAAGACGAGGUUGAGUAGACUCGUUUUCAUUUGUACCCCUUCCUGGACUCUGCUGAGUCUCGUGUAGUGGGAUAUGUAGUCAGACGUACAGUGUUGUCACAAGAAUAUAAAUUAUAAAGCGUUAACAUAUGUCGGUUACUCUCAUUUACAAGCUAUGUGUUAUGCUGUGCUAGCAAGCAGCGAUCCAACAUGGCGUUUACAUAUAAAAUAAUGUUAAUUUAUUACAUUUUUGUAGCUGUGAAAUCCUCAAGGCUGAAUUGUAGUCAAAACAUAAUAAAACGCGUUUCUUUAUAAACGUUGCCUAAAAUUAGUUUUUUUUUUUCAUUUUCAAUAUUAUCAGUUGAUAAUUAUCAUGAUAAGCUUUACACCUAAAUAAUAUAUUUAUUGGACAAUAUUAAUUUCAAAGCACUUACUUUCACAAUCAAAUGUUUACCUAUAUUAAAUUCACAAACAUGGCUCCUAUAUGAUAUUACUUUAAUGAAAAUAACCCAGCGUUUUAUCUCUGACUUUCUGUCCUGAUUUUUAGAAGGCUGUAUAUGUACAGAGGAAGAGAGAGAUAUGGAGGAUGAGCUUAAGUCUGAGGAGAGAGAGGCCACAGACUUACAGACAGAAGCACAACUGGAACCUGAGAAAAGAUCAGAAAUUGAGACUAAAGAGCAUCCAUCAAUCAUCCCAACCCUGCAAACUGCAGUAACCAAUCAGAAACCAUCAACCAUUCCUGUGCAAGAAGAAAACUUUCUUAUACUCGACCAAAAUGGACAGUCUUUACGCUAUGAGAGGCUGGUGAUUGUGACAGGGCAGACUGGACAGUUAUAUGGUGUCCAACCUCUCCCUCAAGGAGGGGCUCAGAUGUUACUACCUCAAGGUCAGCUACUGGAUAUAGCACAGUCAUCAGGUGUGUUUGUGGAGAAAACAAAACCCCAGGCAAUUAUUACUUCCAAAAAUGACAAUGAUGACACUGAGAGUUCAGUUGCAGACACAGCUCAGAGUGCCAUCGGUACUAAGAUUCAAAGUAAAGAUUCUCCUGAUGUAUUUGUGCCCCCACCGAAGCCGCUACCAGCCGGGGCACCGAACUGGGCCCUGAGACUACGCGAGUGUGAGAAGAUCGGAGACUCGUACCGCGGUUACUGUAAUACAGAGGCAGAGAUGGAGGCAAUUCUACAGCUGCACAAGCAGCAAACUCACACCGUGUUUGGUACCCGUCAGUCACCCUCACCUGCAAAACCUGCCACUCGACUCAUGUGGAAGUCACAGUAUGUGCCCUAUGAUGGCAUUCCUUUUGUUAAUGCAGGCAGCAGAGCCAUUGUGAUGGAAUGUCAGUUUGGUCCGCGGAGAAAAGGUGCGCAGCCUAAAAAAGGACCCGAGCAGGAAACCAAUCAAUACAAAGCAACCUGCCCUGCAAGGAUAUAUAUUAAGAAAGUACGAAAAUUCCCUGAGUACAAGGUUCCGACAGAUCCCAAAGUGGACAGGAAAGUCGUAAGGCAGGAACAGGAGAAAGCCUUUUUCAACCUCAGAAAGAGCUUAUGGGAUGCUGGAGGGGUUGUGAGAUAUUACAUCCAGCUCCCUACAGAGAAAGCUCAUCUCUACCAUAUUAUGGACUCUGCAAACCUGCCUCCACUUCCAGAACAGAUCUACUUUGAGGAGGACCAUCAGAUAGAAGCAGAAGACACAGAAGUGGUGGGAAUCGAUGCCAUGCAGGACGUCCAGUUAGAGGAUGGGACAUUUGUCCCCUCUCGACUGCACCCACUGGUGGCAGAGAAGAUCUGUAAUCUGGUUGCACAAGGACAUCACCAGGUGUACUCUGUCCGCAAGCAGCUCAGGAGGUUUGUGGAGCGCGAGAUGUUUAAGCCAGAUGAGGUGCCUGAGAGACACAACCUGUGUUAUUUUCCUACUGUCAAUGACAUCAAGAACCACAUCCAUGAGGCUCAGAAAGCUCUUCAUCUGACACCAGAGGCAACUUCAGAUAUAGAGUGGAAAGCAGAUGCUGAUAACCUGAUACCAGACACUGUGACUUUGACAUUAACUCCUGCUACUGUGGAGGUAUCGUCUCAGAAGGGGGCGCUCUUGGAAGGGAUUGAGACACAUUCUUCAGAGGCUGUGCAGCUCUUUAACUCUCUGACCUCACUGCAGCCCAAAUUCUUCACACAGCUACAACCUGCCCUUAGUCCAGCAGAACCUACUGCUAAACAACCACCAGCAACACUGGAACCUCUCGAUCCAAGCAGUCCUCUCCUGUUGAGUCCAUCCCAGUUUCUCCAGUCGAGUCCAUCUCCUGGAGAAAGCACAGCUAUGUGUGACGCUCCAGCUGUGCUCAACACGAGUCAGUUGGUGAGUGUGACCUCAGUAACUAACACGGGAACAGACGGUGACAUCACACAGUUGCUCCUGAAGGAUGAAGAGAUUACUCCAGUCCAGAUAGUGAAUGUAGCCAGUAUAGACAACAUACAGAUGAAGGUGGAUAUUGAGAAGUCUCUGGAUGUCUCAGCAGGGUCAUGACAAUAGAGCUUUACAACAAUAAGAGGAGGACAGAAAUGAAUCUCUUCUUUUCUUUCAGAGUGUCUGUGACUGUAAACGGCUCUUCACUGUGAACAGUGUAAAAAAAAUUCCACUGGAGGACUGAUUCAUUGAAUCAUUUACAGUAUUGUGUGAGCAUAGCUUCAUGUGCAAUGUUUAUAAUUUAUACUUUUUGUAUUUAUACUGUAGUUUUUCCAUUUUUUGAUUUAUUAAAGAAAUUUGGGUAAAGGAAGAAAUAUCUGUUUAGGAUAUAAAGUCCUGUAUGUAAUUAUUGUUUUCUAAAUAAACAAUCAUGACAUGUUUCCUAUCAUAGACUGUAAAAAAAAAGAUGGACGACGCCUGUUCGCUCCCUUCCAUUGGUGAAAAGUGAAGCCGCCAGUGUCCCGAUAUGGCGCUGACAUCUUGGGUCUUGGGUCUGCGCUAGGGAUGGGCGGAUCGAUCCUAAAGUAUCGAUAUUUCCGAUCCUGCCUUUGUAUCAAAUGGA
Molecule: messenger RNA, 3029 nt
Organism: Paramisgurnus dabryanus
Lineage: Eukaryota; Metazoa; Chordata; Actinopteri; Cypriniformes; Cobitidae
Source: RefSeq, a predicted model, not a curated record